UGACUCGGUUUCGCUUUUGCUCUCUCGCUUUUUCUCUCUUUUCCGGUGUACUCGGCCAUUUGUAAGCAGGCACAUUCUGCAUCGCUGGACAAAUACGAUUGAAAAUGUCGCUCGUGAUUCCAGAGAAAUUCCAGCACAUUCUCCGUGUGCUCAGCACCAACAUCGAUGGUAAGCGUACGGUACCGACCGCACUGACUGCCAUCAAGGGUGUCGGUCGUCGUUAUGCCCACGUCGUCCUGAAGAAGGCUGACGUCGAUCCGUUCAAGCGUGCCGGCGAGUGUUCGGAUGAGGAGGUAGAGAAGAUUAUCACCAUCAUCUCGAACCCUCGGCAGUACAAAAUCCCUGACUGGUUCCUGAACAGACAGAAGGAUAUCGUCGACGGUAAAUUCAUGCAGCUGACGUCGUCCAACAUCGACUCGAAGCUCCGUGAGGAUUUGGAGCGGCUGAAGCGUAUCCAUGCUCAUCGUGGUAUGCGUCACUACUGGGGUCUGCGUGUCCGUGGUCAGCACACCAAGACUACCGGUCGUCGUGGUCGUACUGUCGGUGUGUCGAAGAAGAAGUAAGCAUCUAAGUGAACGAACGGUUAUUUUCUAAUCCUUCGCGAUAUGUGUGAUGUGAAGAGGGAGGAGG
This is a messenger RNA of Anopheles maculipalpis, 630 nucleotides long. It is a transcript of the gene RpS18, whose product is annotated as 40S ribosomal protein S18. The record is from RefSeq and is a predicted model, not a curated record. Bases 105 to 563 code for a protein of 152 amino acids. NCBI's taxonomy places the organism in Eukaryota, Metazoa, Arthropoda, Insecta, Diptera, Culicidae. Gene Ontology annotation, molecular function: RNA binding; structural constituent of ribosome. Gene Ontology annotation, cellular component: ribosome; small ribosomal subunit; cytosol. Gene Ontology annotation, biological process: translation. The transcript is spliced from 2 exons.